Messenger RNA from Andrographis paniculata, 2668 nucleotides. RefSeq names its product 5-methyltetrahydropteroyltriglutamate--homocysteine methyltransferase-like. Lineage: Eukaryota; Viridiplantae; Streptophyta; Magnoliopsida; Lamiales; Acanthaceae. The transcript is spliced from 12 exons. The record is from RefSeq and is a predicted model, not a curated record. Gene Ontology annotation, molecular function: zinc ion binding; 5-methyltetrahydropteroyltriglutamate-homocysteine S-methyltransferase activity. Bases 170 to 2467 code for a protein of 765 amino acids.
CUGCCACAUACAUACCCAUGGACAUCUACCUCCUCUCUACUCACUUCUUCUAUAAAUACAGCUUUUCUGCUCUCGCUUCUUGCCUUCCCCCUUCCCUUCUAUACCUGUUGCUCUUUCUCUAUACAACUGCCUUGUGCGCUUCGCAUUCGCUUGCCUUGCCUAAAGAAAAAUGGCAUCUCACAUUGUUGGGUACCCUCGUAUGGGUCCAAAAAGAGAGCUGAAGUUUGCUCUGGAAUCAUUCUGGGAUGGCAAGAGCAGUGCUGAGGAUUUGGAAAAGGUGGCAACAGACCUCAGGGCAUCAAUCUGGAAACAGAUGUCUGGUGCUGGAAUCAAAUACAUUCCCAGCAACACAUUCUCUUACUAUGAUCAGGUGCUUGAUACAACUGCUAUGCUUGGGGCUGUUCCCCCUAGAUACAAUUGGACUGGUGGGGAGAUUGGUUUUUCCACUUACUUCUCCAUGGCUAGAGGUAAUGCCUCUGUUCCUGCUAUGGAAAUGACCAAGUGGUUUGACACCAACUACCAUUUCAUUGUGCCUGAAUUGGGACCUGAUACCAAAUUUUCAUAUGCUUCACACAAGGCCGUGAACGAAUACAAAGAGGCCAAGGCUCUUGGUGUUGACACUGUCCCGGUGCUUGUUGGCCCUGUUACUUACUUGUUGCUCUCCAAGCCUGCCAAGGGCGUUGAGAAAACCUUUUCUCUUCUCUCUCUUCUUGACAAGAUUCUACCCAUUUACAAGGAAGUUAUUUCCGAACUAAAGGCUGCUGGUGCUUCAUGGAUCCAAUUUGAUGAGCCCACUCUAGUUUUGGACCUUGAGUCUCACCAGUUGGAAGCAUUCACCAAGGCCUAUAGUGAUCUGGAAUCAUCUUUAUCCGGUCUCAAAGCCAUGGUUGUGACCUAUUUUGCUGAUGUCCCUGCACCUGCAUUCAAAACUCUUACCUCAUUGAAAGGAGUUGCCGGCUAUGGGUUUGAUCUGGUUCGUGGAACUAAAACUCAUGAUUUGAUUAAGAGCGACUUCCCUUCAGGAAAAUUCCUUUUUGCUGGAGUAGUUGAUGGAAGGAACAUUUGGGCCAAUGAUCUUGUUGCUUCUCUUGAUACACUCAAGUCUCUUGAAAGCAUAGUGGGCAAGGACAAGCUUGUUGUGUCUACUUCCUGCUCUCUUCUCCACACUGCUGUUGAUCUUGUUAAUGAGACUAAGCUGGAUCAAGAAAUCAAAUCCUGGCUUGCAUUUGCUGCACAGAAGAUUGUUGAAGUAAAUGCUCUAGCAAAGGCUUUGGCUGGAAGCAAGGAUGAGGCGUUCUUCUCUGCUAAUGCCUCUGCUCAGGCUUCUCGAAAAUCCUCACCAAGGGUGACAAAUGAAGCUGUCCAGAAGGCUGCUGAAGCUUUGAAGGGCUCUGAUCAUCGCCGUGCCACAAACGUUACAGCUCGACUUGAUGCCCAACAGAAGAAGCUUAAUCUCCCAGUCCUCCCAACUACCACAAUCGGUUCCUUUCCGCAGACCAUAGAACUUAGGAGAGUCCGCCGUGAAUACAAGGCCAAAAAGAUAUCCGAGGAGGAAUAUGUCAAAUCUAUCAAAGAGGAGAUCAACAAAGUCAUCAAGCUCCAAGAAGAGCUUGAUAUUGAUGUUCUUGUUCACGGAGAGCCAGAGAGAAACGAUAUGGUUGAGUAUUUUGGAGAGCAAUUAUCUGGUUUUGCUUUCACUGCCAAUGGAUGGGUGCAGUCUUACGGGUCCCGAUGUGUGAAGCCUCCGAUUAUCUUUGGUGACGUAAGCCGUCCACAGCCAAUGACCGUCUUCUGGUCCAGCACUGCACAGAGCAUGACCAAGCGCCCCAUGAAAGGAAUGCUUACGGGUCCUGUAACAAUUCUCAACUGGUCUUUCGUAAGAAACGAUCAACCAAGGUACCAAACAUGCUAUCAGAUUGCUCUGGCAAUUAGGGACGAGGUCGAGGAUCUUGAGAAGGCUGGCAUUACUGUGAUCCAAAUAGAUGAGGCUGCAUUGAGAGAAGGGUUGCCUCUAAGGAAGUCUGAGCAUGCUUUCUACCUCGACUGGGCCGUCCACAGCUUCAGAAUAACCAACUGCAGCAUCCAGGACACAACUCAGAUCCACACCCACAUGUGCUACUCCAACUUCAACGACAUCAUCCAAUCAAUCAUAGACAUGGAUGCUGAUGUGAUCACCAUUGAGAACUCCCGUUCUGAUGAGAAGCUCCUGUCAGUGUUCCGUGAGGGAGUUAAGUAUGGCGCCGGAAUCGGGCCGGGCGUGUAUGACAUUCACUCCCCAAGAAUACCGUCAACAGAGGAGAUUGCUGACAGGAUCAACAAGAUGCUUGCUGUUCUUGAGACCAACAUUUUGUGGGUCAAUCCCGACUGCGGCCUCAAGACUCGCAAGUACGGGGAAGUGAAGCCGGCACUUCAGAACAUGGUGGCUGCCGCCAAGCAGCUCCGCACGCAGCUUGCCAGUGCCAAAUGAGUCCUCCAUAUUUGAAGAUUGUUAUUACUAUUAUUAUUAUUGUUGUGUUGUUUUUGGUGAUCAUUUUUCAAUAACUUGCUGUUGGUACAAACACUGACUAACAGACAGGUAAACAGGUGGUGUUCCUACAAGUUCUUGGUUUCUUUGCGCCUUGAAUUUUAAUUAUUCAUUAGCAAUAUAUAAUACUGCGAUUAUGUGGUU